AUGACGCUCCUCCUCGUCACGCUUGCCCUGUUGCUGGUUGCGAGCGCCAGCGCGGACAAGACACCACCAACCCUCGCCGUGCGUGGCAUCGAGAAACGCGCGCCGAUAGACCCGUCGACCACGGACGCAUGCACCUGGGGCUGCUGGCAGCAGGCAGCCACAGCGGCAAGUUGCGACAAGUACGACACUCAGUGCACCUGCAUGACCAACAGAUUCGCGUUCGACAACGCAUAUGUGCCAUGCGUAUUGUUCACACCGCAGUGUUCCGCGUCCGCCGCGACGACGUUCCAGUCAUCCGCGUGUCAGUACGGGUUUGAGUUAUCAUCUGCGGCCGCGCGCCGACGGGGACUGGAGCGCGCGCUCGUGCCGUCCUGCCCGGGGAAGAAGGUAUGCCGCACCCGCCGCGGCUCGCACAAGAACCUGUUCCACAACCAGCUUGACAAUGGGGGUGACUAUGACGGAUACGAGUGCGUCGACGUGAUGCGUGAACUCGAGGCGUGCGGUGGCUGCCCUGGCGUCGACGGCGUCGACUGCACCGCGCUCGAGGGGGCCGGCGACGUCGCGUGCGUCGGCGGACUGUGCGAGGUGCGGACGUGUGAGCGCGGCUACCGACGUCACCGUGGAGUGUGCAUCUAG
This is a messenger RNA of Vanrija pseudolonga, 636 nucleotides long. RefSeq names its product Protein priA. The transcript has 4 exons. The coding region runs from base 1 to 636 and encodes 211 amino acids. The record is from RefSeq and is a predicted model, not a curated record. Lineage: Eukaryota; Fungi; Basidiomycota; Tremellomycetes; Trichosporonales; Trichosporonaceae.